Penaeus chinensis is the source of this 554-nucleotide messenger RNA. RefSeq names its product larval cuticle protein 2-like. Gene Ontology annotation, molecular function: structural constituent of chitin-based larval cuticle. Gene Ontology annotation, cellular component: chitin-based extracellular matrix. The record is from RefSeq and is a predicted model, not a curated record. The transcript is spliced from 3 exons. Bases 77 to 400 code for a protein of 107 amino acids. NCBI's taxonomy places the organism in Eukaryota, Metazoa, Arthropoda, Malacostraca, Decapoda, Penaeidae.
CGUAACAGAACAGAACAACACGAGUCUAUUCUUCUGUUCUUCAGGUUUCCCGGGAAGUUCGUUCUCCAUUUCCACAAUGAAGUUUAAUAUUCUCGUCCUCGUGGCUGUCCUGGCUACCGUAACCAUGGCAACCGCUCGCCCAGACUCCGUGCUGGACUUCGAGGGAGAUGCGCACCAGCAUCAGCAAGAGGGAGAUGCUGGGAACAAGGUCGAGGGGUCGUACAGCUGGACGUCCCCCGAAGGCGAGGAAUUCUACGUGAAGUACGUGGCCGACGAAGACGGGUAUCGCGUGGUGGAGUCCAACGCCGUGCCCGUCAGCCACGACGGCGUGCGCGCGGACGGCAACCAGGGAGCCUUUGGCGAAGGAGAGGGCGAAGGAGGCGAGGGAGGACGAGAAUAAGGAGCUGGAGAAAAAAAUACCUUCGAGAUUCUGCUUAUGCUUCGAGGCAAAUGGCUGGACUUAUUGAUAGCACUGUUCAUAGAAUAAUUUAUUUUAGAUUGCGCGAGGAGUGUGGGGCUGAGGUGCGCACAAAUAGAGUUCCUUUGAUGAUUUA